This is a messenger RNA of Triticum aestivum (bread wheat), 856 nucleotides long. RefSeq lists its product as uncharacterized. The coding region runs from base 130 to 636 and encodes 168 amino acids. The transcript has 3 exons. NCBI's taxonomy places the organism in Eukaryota, Viridiplantae, Streptophyta, Magnoliopsida, Poales, Poaceae. The record is from RefSeq and is a predicted model, not a curated record.
AAUGUGGCAUGUACUAUGUGUAUAAAUACGGAGCGAUGAUCAUCUCCUGUCUAUUGACCAGGACCGCAAUCGAAUUCACUGAAAUUGUUCAUCAGUACACCAUCCAAAUACAUUCGUCCCAGCUCCUACAUGGGCCUCCCUGCCCAGGAGCAGCAGCGUGAGCCUGAGCCCGCCCUGCCGCUCGUCCGCCUGAACCACGUCGCCUUCUCGUGCACGUCCGUCGAGGACUCCAUCGACUUCUACCGACGCGUGCUCGGCUUCCAGCUGAUCCAGCGCCCGGCGUCCCUGGACUUCGGGGGAGCAUGGAUGCAUAGAGACGGCAUGGGCAUACAUUUGCUGCAGCGGAGCGCCGGCAGCGACGCGCCUCCGAGGUCGCCGGCGAUCAACCCCAAGGGCAACCACAUAUCGUUUCAGAGCUUGGACAUGGCGCUGACGAAGGCGAGGCUGCGCGGCAUGAACCUGGAGGUGGUCACCACGAGGGUGUGGGACGGCGAGACGACGGUGGAGCAGCUCUUCUUCCACGACCCCGACGGGAACGUGAUCGAGAUCUGCAACUGCGAAGACCUUCCCGUGGUGCCCCUUGCUCCGCCUGCUUGCCUUGCCAAGCAGACGGUGCAGAUGAACGUGCAUCUCUAGUUCUCGGGCUAGUAGUAUACUCCCGCCGUUCCAUAUUACUCGUCCCUAAAUUAUACUAAAUCAACGACAAGUAAUAUAAAACGGAGGGAGUAUUUCCUAAGGAUAAUCUUUCUAAAAAAUGAGGAAAUUGUUGUUAUAGACAAAUAUGAUUUGAUUCAUUUCAAUUGUAUGACGUAUAGCAAAGAAAAUGAGAAUGUACGUGAUAACCCUGAUUUGCACA